Messenger RNA from Thermothelomyces thermophilus ATCC 42464, 2182 nucleotides. RefSeq lists its product as uncharacterized. The record is from RefSeq and is a predicted model, not a curated record. Bases 678 to 2099 code for a protein of 473 amino acids. Gene Ontology annotation, molecular function: amino acid transmembrane transporter activity. NCBI's taxonomy places the organism in Eukaryota, Fungi, Ascomycota, Sordariomycetes, Sordariales, Chaetomiaceae. Gene Ontology annotation, biological process: amino acid transmembrane transport. The transcript has 2 exons. Gene Ontology annotation, cellular component: vacuolar membrane.
CUCAGUCCUGCCUACAUAUUGCUCAAUGUUCUCCUUGAACAGCCCCAGGUGGACUCGCCCGGCGUUAGCCGGUCAUCGGGGAGGGCUCAUGCAAACUGGACCUUCCCGAAAUUCUUUUGCUGGGUUCUUGUCUCGUAAUAGAUCCACCAGGGCUCCAGCCUCGGUGAGGCAAGUGGCGAUACUCGACGUUUCCGGCGAGGCCGAGCGAGAUCAACUGUCAUGUACCCCAGACGGGACCGCUCCGAGGCUCCACGACUCCACGAGGCUGGCAUCGUUCGAUUCCAGUCGAGCCGCAUGGUCCCUGUUCAAAAUGUCCGAUCCCGGCGAUCGCGGCGAAAAGUGCCGCUGCUGCGUACUUAGGCAGCAUGCAGCAUGAGACGAACUGGCUCCCUUUAAAUUCGAACUGUCCCUGGCCACGAAUUCCCCAGAUUUCGCUCAAUUCGGUAGGAUCCGACAGCACCGUUCAACACCUUUCAGCCUCCGAGUGCUAGGCCUGUCGGGCACUCCGCCACAGCCUCAAGACGCGGACAAGGCCACAAGCCGAGGACCUCCACUUCAACGUUGGGAUUCGAUCUAAACCGCGACUCACAAAAGGGAGGAGGAGAAAACGAAUUCGAAUACCCAGCUCUACUAAUUACCCUACAUCUUGGGGGUUCCCUUGGCUGCCCGUCGCGAUCAUGGUGUCCAACGCCCCAGUCACUGGAGUCGACCCAGAGGUUCCCUCUGAGAAAAAGAAGGGCGAUGUGCAGAACAAGUUCAACUCGGACGACUCCAGCACGCGCAUAGAACCAGUCCCUGCCACCUACCCCCCGGACAAGGAGGAAAAAGAGGGCUCUGUGGAGAUCAACUACCAUACUCUCACCUGGUGGCAAGCUGGUGUAGUCUUGAUUGCCGAGACGGUGUCUUUGGGCAUCCUAUCGCUGCCCGCGGUAGUGGCAACACUCGGACUCGGUCCCGGAAUCGUCGUCAUGGUAUUCAUGGGCCUGAUGGCGACGUGCUCGGGUCUCGUCAUGGGCGAGUUCCGGAAGCAGCAUCCCUGGGUGCAGAGUUUCGGCGACGCCGGCGAGGUCAUUGGCAGGUCGAUCGGCAUGGGCAAGUUCUUUCAGGAACUGUUCGGCUGGGCGCAGACCAUCUUCCAGAUCUUCGUCAUGGGCAGCCAUCUCCUGACGUGGACCAUCUGUCUCAACACGCUGACCAACAGUGCUGCGUGCACCAUCGUCUGGGGCGUCGUCGGCCUGGCCAUCUUCUGGCUGCUCAACACGCCUCGGACCCUGCGAGCGGCGGGCUACUACUCGUUCGCCUCGUUCGCGUCCAUCUUCACGGCCGUCAUGGUCACCAUGAUCGACGUCGGCAUUGAGAAGCCCAUCGGCACCACGAGCAUCGAGGCAUCCCGCACCAUCGGCUUCACGUCGGCCUUCCUGGCCGUCACCAACAUCGGCGUCGCCUUCAGCGGACACUCGUGCUUCUUCAGCGUCAUGUCCGAGCUCAAACAGCCCAACGACUGGCCCAAGGCCCUGAUGCUGCUGCAGGUCUGCGACAUGGUCCUCUACAUUGUCGUCUCGGUCGUCAUCUACGUCUACGUCGGCCCCGACGUGCCCUCCCCCGCCCUCUCGGCUGCCGGUUCCCCCGUGGUCCGCAAGGUCAUCUGGGGUAUCGCGAUCCCGACCAUCGUCAUCGCUGGUGUCAUUUACGGCCACGUCGCGGCCAAGUACAUCUUUGUGCGCGUCUUCGCCGGCACAAAGCACGUGGUCAAGCGCACGACGCUGGGUGUCAUCGGCUGGCUGGGCAUCACGGCGGCCACGUGGAUCAUCGCCUGGGUCAUCGCCCAGUCCAUUCCUGUAUUCAGCAACCUGCUCGGCCUGGUGUGCGCCCUGUUUGCCAGCUGGUUCUCGUACGGCAUUCCCGGGUGCCUGUGGCUGUGGAUGCACUACGGCAAUUGGUUCUCGAGCCCCAAGAAGAUCGCCCAAUUCUCGCUCAACGCCCUGCUGUUGCUGGUCGGCCUUGUGCUGUGCGCCCUUGGCCUGUGGAGCUCGGGAGAGGCGAUCGCGCAGGACUCGGGGAGCGACCCCUGGACGUGCAAGAGCAAUGCUGCUAGUUAGAUACCCCGUGUUGUUAGUAAUUAGUUUAUGUGUUUUUUCGUUGUUUCCUGGGCAUAUUCAAAUCAAAUAAAAUCAAAUCAAGC